Balaenoptera ricei (Rice's whale) is the source of this 974-nucleotide messenger RNA. RefSeq names its product POP7 homolog, ribonuclease P/MRP subunit (gene POP7). Bases 298 to 720 code for a protein of 140 amino acids. The transcript is spliced from 2 exons. Gene Ontology annotation, molecular function: nucleic acid binding. Gene Ontology annotation, cellular component: nucleolar ribonuclease P complex; ribonuclease MRP complex; nucleus. NCBI's taxonomy places the organism in Eukaryota, Metazoa, Chordata, Mammalia, Artiodactyla, Balaenopteridae. Gene Ontology annotation, biological process: tRNA 5'-leader removal. The record is from RefSeq and is a predicted model, not a curated record.
GGGCUGGCCUGGGAGGUCAGCCCUGCCAGACGCAGGGAAGAAGGACGGGUCCCCGUGAACUGAAGAGGAGUCCCGGAGAGCUGUCCUCCGCCAAGGGCCGGGCCUCGCCACUCGUUACCCGCCCUCGGUCUUUGGGCAACAGGAACCUUGGGCGGGAGGUCAGUUCUGCCAACUCUGCCACACCUCCUCUGACCCGAGGAACUGCGAUGGACGCGAGAGUGCAGACUUGACUUCAGACCCCUUCGCGAUCACGUUCUAUGGAACUCGCCGCCCUCCCUGCUAUCUUUGGCAAACAGCAUGGCCGAAAACCGAGAGCCCCGCGGAGCCGUCGAGGCUGAGCUGGACCCGGUGGAGUACACCCUGCGGAAGCGGCUCCCCCAUCGCCUGCCCCGGAGGCCCAAUGACAUUUAUGUCAACAUGAAGACUGACUUUAAGGCCCAGCUGGCCCGCUGCCAGAAACUGCUGGAUGGAGGGGCUCGGGGUCAGAACGCAUGCAAUGAGAUCUACAUCCACGGCUUGGGCCUGGCCAUCAACCGCGCCAUCAACAUUGCCCUACAGCUGCAGGCUGGCAGCUUCGGGUCCUUGCAGGUGGCUGCCAGUACCUCCACCGUGGAGCUUGUCGAUGAACUGGAACCGGAGAUUGAUACGCGAGAGCCGCUGACCCGGAUCCGCAACAACUCGGCCAUCCACAUCCGUGUCUUCAGGGUCACACCCAAGUGAUUGAGAUGAGGCUGGCCCAGCUUAUCCACCCACCCCCGUACAGCUAGGCUCAGAUGUGGCUCUUCUUGUACUGAGUACUGUCAUGGACCUUCUACCAGAGCCAUAUAGGGAAAAGCCUGUCCCCUCGCAGCCCAGAGGACUCUGAAUUGAGAGGGCGAAUAUUGUCUUUUGUUGGGCCCAAGCAGUGGGGCCUCCUGAAUCUUUGCAGUCUGUAACCAUUGUCCUAUACAAUAAAAAGUAUCAAGUUGUGUUGA